Molecule: messenger RNA, 2322 nt
Organism: Letharia lupina
Lineage: Eukaryota; Fungi; Ascomycota; Lecanoromycetes; Lecanorales; Parmeliaceae
Exons: 2
Coding region: 1-2322 (773 amino acids)
Molecular function (GO): ADP binding; protein binding
Source: RefSeq, a predicted model, not a curated record
AUGGAACCUCUUCUCCCAGAGCUCCAAACGGCUCGAGCUGACGUGCCACAGUGCGUUGUAACCGGCAUAGCAGGUGUGGGGAAGUCGGCAACCGUCCUAGAGUAUGUUCACAGCCACAAGCGUCGCUUUGACAUCGUGUGUUGGGCUUCAGCAGAGAGCAACAUCUCCAUAUCCGCAUUUUUCUUAGAACUGGGUGAACAUCUGGGGCUAUUCUCCCAGGACGAUAAAGGUGACAGAAUCUCAAAAGUCAGGCAUUGGUUCGAAAAAUGCAGUAUGUGUACUAUGCGAAACGCUCCCUCGUAUGAGACCAUACCCGACUCACUAACAUCAUCUCGAGAUAUGCGCUGGCUGCUAGUGUUCGACAAUGUGAAAUAUCAGCGAGAUAUCUCGCCCUUCGUGCCGCAGUCAACAGUCGGAUACGGCUCCAUCAUUGUCACAACCAGAAACGCUUUUCUCGAAUGUCCAGGAGUUCGGGCCGAAGUCAUCAUCCAUCCUUUCUCAUUGACGCAGGGGGACGACUUCCUGAAAAAGACGCUCGAUUCACGCUGUGUGAGGGCCUCAAGCUGCCCAGAGGUAGAGUCUGCCGUAUCUCAUCUUUGCGGAGGACUUCCGGUAUUUCUUCGCUUUGUUGGGGAUUUCAUGGCCACCUACAAGUACUUUGAAUCGACCUUCUGGAGAGACUACGACGAGCUGAGCCCACCGUGGCUGGACAUUAGAUUUCGAAAUAUCAACACUGAUGGAGGCAAGGUAGAGCUUAUCUAUAACGACGUGCUGAUAGAUUUGUCGGCAAGAGCGCGCGAUACGAUUUGCGUCAUGUCACUUUUGAACGGGGACUCGCUCUCUGAUGCCUUGAUAUCUUCUUCGCUCGACGGCAGUCGAGACAAUAUCGGCGUCGUCACUAGACCUAGGUACAUACCCUCUCGAAUUAGGAUCCUCCUGAAAGCUGACACGGUCAGGGAUACUUCUAAUCAUGCGGUGAGCCAGGAGCUGGAGCAGUUCAGCCUCGUCAGAAGAGAGUACAGAGGAGGUGAGACCGUGUACGUUAUGAACCCAACAAUCCAGAUGAUAGUACGGUAUCAAAUUUGGAACAUGUCCCUGCAAAUCAGACAAACGAUCUUCAGAAAGGCCUUUGAUCUUCUGCGGCGCAGGAUGCGUAAGGCGCUUUCAUUCCGCGAGCCAUUACCUUUGUGUGCUUCUGAUGUCUCUGAACCAUGCCGUCAUGUUGAAAAACUACUUUCCGCCGCCAAAAAACUUCGGCUUCCCUUGGAAGAAGACUUUGCGGAGCUCCUGUACGACUGUGGCUUUGCCACCUGGCAGCAGCGUUCACAUCCCCAACAUGGUCUCAAGAUUCUGCAGGAAAGCCUAGUGAUUUUGGACGGGUUGGUAGACCCUACAUUGUCAGAUAAUCGACUGAAGGCUGGCAUACACACCAUCCUGAGCCGUCUCUUCCUCGAUAUGGGGACGGAGUUCGGAGACAAAAGCAAGGAACACAUUCAACAAGCUCUACAUCUACAGACCCUAGUUAAGGAGAGAACCAAGCCAGAGGAACUGACCAGAAGACACGAGGUCCACUAUCAGGCUGCGCGGACUGAUCUGGCGACGACAUUGCUCGACGCGGACCUGGCCGAGGAUGCCCUGCCCAUUUUAGAAGAUUGCCUGGACGUCCACAGUAAAUGGCGCCCAGGACAAGAAGUGCCGUUCGACAAAGCGAAAGUCCUGUACGGCAUCGCGAUGUGUCAUAUGAUGAAGGGAAAUCAUAUCAGAGCUCUGUCCUGUGCACGCCAGGGGAGUACAACACUGUCGCUGGGGGGAACAACAAAUCCAACGGAGAGUCAAGAAUUUCCGCUGGCAUGUGUGUUGCGGCAAGUGGGCAGGUUCCAGGAAGCCCUGACCCUCCACCAUAGGGUGUUGAAUGCUCGCUUAGCAACAUUUGAAGAAGCAAGUAUCCCAGUCGCUCAAAGCUACUAUGCGCUCGGGACGCUGUAUGCCGAAUCUCAAGAUUUUCGUUUGGCAGAGGACGCCUUGCAGAAGUCACUGCGCGCCUCCAUUCAAAUCAUUGGCGGCGCCGGAGACCUUGUGGCACUGGCUCGGCUCCGGCUCGCUCAGGUCCUCCGGAGUCUUGCCCGCGCACCGGACGAAGAAGCCGGGACUCUUGCGGCCAACGCGAGACUUGCAGCAAAAGCCACAAUGGAAAAUACGGACGACGUGUCUUUACUUGAACAACGACAACCCGUGCUGGAAUGUCGAUGGGUUGGGGCGUCACAGCAUGCAAAUGCACCACCACUACAACACUUUAUCGUAGAUGUUGGAAUCAGCCAAUAG